Molecule: messenger RNA, 4521 nt
Organism: Lodderomyces pseudojiufengensis
Lineage: Eukaryota; Fungi; Ascomycota; Pichiomycetes; Serinales; Debaryomycetaceae
Gene: CDR3
Product: Cdr3p
Exons: 1
Coding region: 1-4521 (1506 amino acids)
Biological process (GO): xenobiotic detoxification by transmembrane export across the plasma membrane
Cellular component (GO): membrane
Molecular function (GO): ATP binding; ATP hydrolysis activity; ABC-type transporter activity
Source: RefSeq, a predicted model, not a curated record
AUGAAAGAAUCAAAAGGUCAACCAUAUUCUGGUUAUUAUACUGGUAGAAAACCAGAAGGUCAACCUUAUUAUGGUUAUUAUUCAGGUUUCAAUAAAAGUGCAUCAGCUCAAAUUCAUCAUUUAGCUAAAACUAUAACAACUCAAGGUCAAUCAUAUUUUGAUGAAACUAUUUUUACAAGACAAAGUACUCGUAUAAAUACUCCUCAUGGAGUAAAUCCUAUAUUUGAUAAAACAGAUCCAACAUUAGAUCCAGAAUCUCCAAAUUUUAGUUCCAAAAGAUGGGUUCAAAAUAUGUGGAAAUUAUAUCAAAGUGAUUCUGAAUAUUAUAAACCUGGUAAAUUAGGUGUUGCAUAUAAAAAUUUAAGAGUUUAUGGUGAUGCUAUAGAAAGUGAUUAUCAAACAACUGUUUCAAAUGGUAUAUUUAAAUCAAUAAAACAUUUUAUAAAUAAAUUUAGAAAAGAUAAUGAUGAAUAUACUUUUGAUAUUUUAAAACCAAUGGAAGGUUUAAUAAAACCUGGUGAAGUUACAGUUGUAUUAGGAAGACCUGGUGCUGGUUGUACUACAUUUUUAAAAACUAUUGCAUGUCAUACUGAAGGUUUUAAAGUUGCUGAUGGUUCAAUAAUAUCAUAUGAUGGUAUAACACCAGAAGAAAUUAAAAAGAACCUUAGAGGUGAAGUUGUGUAUUGUGCAGAAACUGAAACUCAUUUCCCCAAUUUAACUGUUGGACAAACUUUAGAAUUUGCUGCAUUAAUGAAAACUCCAAGAAAUAGACCUUUAGGGGUAUCAAGAGAAGAUUAUGCUAAACAUAUUGUUGAUGUUGUUAUGGCAACUUAUGGUUUAUCACAUACAAAAAAUACAAAAGUUGGAAAUGAUUUUAUAAGAGGUGUUUCUGGUGGUGAAAGAAAAAGAGUUUCAAUAGCUGAAGUUUCAUUGGUGCAGGCAUCAAUUCAGUGUUGGGAUAAUUCAACAAGAGGUUUAGAUUCUGCUACUGCUUUAGAAUUUAUAAGUUCUUUGAAGACAUCAGCAUCAAUUUUAAAUGAUACUCCAUUAAUUGCUAUAUAUCAAUGUUCUCAAGAUGCUUAUGAUUUAUUUGAUAAAGUUAUUGUUAUGUAUGAAGGUUAUCAAAUAUUUUUUGGAUCAAGUCAAAGAGCUGCAAUAUAUUUUCAAAAAAUGGGAUUUGUAUGUGAAGAAAGACAAACAACUCCAGAUUUUUUAACUUCAAUAACAAAUCCAGCUGAAAGAAUUAUAAAACCAGGUUUUGAAAGAAUAGUACCAAGAACUCCAAAGGAAUUUUAUAGAUAUUGGAGAAGAUCACCAGAAAGACAAGCUUUAUUAGAGGAAAUUGAUGAGUAUUUAGAUAAUUGUGAAAAUUAUGAUCAAAAACAAGAAAUUUUUGAAGCUAUGUUAGCUAAAAAGGCUAAAAAUGCUGAUAAAAAAUCUCCUUAUACUGUUUCAUUACCAAUGCAAGUUCGUUAUAUAAUGAAAAGAAAUUGGGAUAGAAUGAGAGGUGAUCCAUCAGUUCCUAUAUUAACUAUAAUUGGUAAUGUUGCAAUGAGUUUAAUUUUAGCUUCAGUAUUUUAUAAUUUAAAACCUGAUACUGGAUCAUUUUAUUAUAGAACUGCUGUUAUGUAUUAUUCAUUAUUAUUUAAUGCUUAUAGUUCAGUUUUGGAAAUUUAUACAAUUUAUGAAGGUAGAGCAAUUGUUUUAAAACAUAAAGAAUAUGCUUUAUAUCCACCAAUGGCAGAUGCAAUAGGAUCAAUAUUUGGUGAUCUACCGUUAAAAAUUAUAACAAGUUGUUUAUUUAAUCUUAUAUUAUAUUUUAUGGUAAAUUUCAAAAGACAGCCAGGUGCUUUCUUUUUUUAUUUAUUAAUUAAUUUUUUAUCAACUUUAAUGAUGUCACAUUUAUUUAGAACAAUUGGUGCUUAUACGAGAACAUUAGCUGAAGCAAUGACUCCUUCAUCAAUUUUAUUAUUUGCUAUGUCAACUUUUACUGGUUUUGCUAUUCCAAUAACUUAUAUGCUUGGUUGGUGUAAAUGGAUUCAUUGGAUAAAUCCAUUAGCUUAUGCUUAUGAAGCUUUAAUAUCAAAUGAAUUUCAUGGUAGAACUUUUAAUUGUUCAUAUUUUGUUCCUUCUGGUUUUGGUUAUCCUUCAACUGGUAAUUCUGUUGUUUGUGCUUCAUUAGCUGCAAUACCUGGAAGUGAUUUUGUUGAUGGUGAUUUAUAUAUUCAAGCUGCUUUUAGUUAUUAUUGGAGAAAUGCAUGGAGAGAUUUUGGUAUAUUAUUAUCAUUUGUUAUAUUUUUAUUUAUAACUACUUUAAUUUGUGUUGAAUAUUCAAGAACUGAUAAAUCAAAAGGUGAGGUAUUAGUUUUUAGAAAAAAGCAUAUUGUUAAAAUGAGAUCAGAAAUUGAAGAUGAAGAAGCUGCAUAUGUUGAAAAUAAUAAUGGUAAAUUACAUAGUCUUGAAUUUAGUGGUUCUACAGAAUUUUCAGAUUUUUCAUAUGAUUAUGUUGAUCCAAAAAUUUUAGAAACUUCAAAUGUUUUCCAUUGGAGAAAUUUAACUUAUACUUUAAAAGUUAAAGGUCAAGAAAGAACUAUUUUAAAUGAUAUUGAUGGUUGGGUAAAACCAGGUGAAGUUACUGCUUUAAUGGGAGCUUCUGGUGCUGGUAAAACUACUUUAUUAAAUGCAUUAAGUGAAAGAUUAACUGUUGGAGUUAUUACUAAUGGUUCAAGAAUGGUAAAUGGAUGUCAAUUAGAUAAUUCAUUUCAAAGAUCAAUUGGUUAUGUUCAACAACAAGAUUUACAUUUAGAAACUUCAACUGUAAGAGAAGCUUUAAGAUUUAGUGCAUAUUUAAGACAACCAAAAGAAGUUUCUAAAGUUGAUAAAAAUGUUUAUGUUGAAAAAAUUAUUGAAUUAAUGGAAAUGGAAAAUUAUGCAGAUGCAAUAGUUGGUGUUCCAGGACAAGGUUUAAAUGUUGAACAAAGGAAAAGAUUAACAAUUGCUGUUGAAUUAGUUGCAAGACCUAAAUUAUUAUUAUUUUUAGAUGAACCAACUUCAGGAUUAGAUUCUCAAACUGCUUGGUCUAUAUGUAAAUUAAUUAGAAAAUUAGCAAAUCAUGGUCAAGCUAUAUUAUGUACUAUACAUCAACCAUCAUCAAUUUUAUUAGAAGAAUUUGAUAGAUUAUUAUUUUUAAGAGCAGGAGGAGAAACUGUUUAUUUUGGAGAAUUUGGUUAUAAUUGUAAAACUUUAAUUAAUUAUUUUGAAAGAAAUGGAGCUCCAAAAUGUCCACCAAAUGCAAAUCCUGCUGAAUGGAUGUUACAUGUUAUAGGUGCAGCACCAGGAUCACAAGCAAAUCAAGAUUAUUUUGAAGUUUGGAGAAAUUCCAAGGAAUAUAAAUUAGUUCAAGAUGAAUUAAAUAGAUUAGAAUUUGAAAAUCAUGGUGAAAAAACUAUUUAUGAUGAUAAUCCAGAUUCAAGAAAUUCUUAUGCUUCACCAAUAUGGUCACAAUAUUAUUAUGUUUUAAAAAGAUUAUUUCAACAAUAUUGGAGAACUCCUUCUUAUAUUUAUUCAAAAUUUGCAAUGGCUAUAUUAUGUUCAUUAUUUAAUGGUUUUACAUUUUUUAAAUCAAAAAAUUCUAUACAAGGUUUACAAAAUCAAAUGUUAUCAAUUUUUAUGUUAUUUGUUAUAAUGACAACAUUAUCUCAACAAUAUGUUCCAAUGUUUGUUUCUCAAAGAGAUUUAUAUGAAGCAAAAGAAAGACCAGCAAAAACUUUUUCAUGGUUAGCUUUUAUAUUAGCUCAAAUUACAGCUGAAAUUCCUUAUCAAAUAGUUGCAGCAGCAUUAUCUUUUUUCACAUGGUAUUAUCCAGUUGGAAUGUAUAGAAAUGCUGGAGAUGCAUUACAUCAAAGAGGAGCAUUAAUGUGGUUAAGUAUGACAUUAAUGUUUAUUUAUAGUUCAACUUUAGCUCAAUUAUGUAUUUCAUUCAAUCAAUUAGCUGAUAAUGCAGCAAAUGGUAUAUCAAUGUUAAUUACUAUAUGUAUGACAUUUUGUGGUGUUAUUGCAACAAAAGAUUUUAUGCCAAGAUUUUGGAUUUUUCUUUAUAGAUUUAAUCCAUUUACUUAUUUAGUAAGUUCAAUGUUAUCAAUUGGUAUUGGAAAUUCUCAUGUUAGAUGUUCAGAUAAAGAAUUAUUACAUUUUCCACCAGAACAACCAGGUAUUCAAAAAUGUAAAGAUUAUAUGGGUGCUUAUAUAUCUAUAGCUGGUGGAUAUUUAUUGAAUCCUGAUUCAACUGAUAAUUGUUCAUUUUGUAGAAUGGAUAAAACUGAUCAAUAUCUUAAUUCAUUAAAUAUUUCAAUUCAUAAUUAUGGUAGAGAUACAGGAGUAUUUAUUGGUUUCAUUGCUUUUAAUAUGAUUAUGACAGCUUUCUUAUAUUGGUUAUUUAGAGUUCCCAAGGGAAGUAGAGUUAAAAAUAAUAAUUGGUUAGCAAGAUUAUUCUUUCAUAAUGGUUAUAAUGAUCAAGCUUAG